Lichtheimia ornata is the source of this 1590-nucleotide messenger RNA. RefSeq lists its product as uncharacterized. The record is from RefSeq and is a predicted model, not a curated record. Gene Ontology annotation, biological process: amino acid transmembrane transport. Lineage: Eukaryota; Fungi; Mucoromycota; Mucoromycetes; Mucorales; Lichtheimiaceae. Gene Ontology annotation, molecular function: L-amino acid transmembrane transporter activity. The transcript has 13 exons. The coding region runs from base 1 to 1590 and encodes 529 amino acids. Gene Ontology annotation, cellular component: membrane.
AUGGAGGCACACGAGCCGUUGCUUGAUUCACCAAGGCAAUCCACUGAACAUCAUCGUCAUGCUGAACAAAUUGAACACAUGGAGCCAUUGGCUGUUGGAGAUCAGCGACUCCAACGUCGAAUUGGUUGGGUAACCGGUGCAGCUGUCAAUAUCAGUUAUAUGAUAGGAUCUGGCAUUUUUGUUGGACCUUCGUUUACCAUGAAGCUCGUUGGGUCAGGUCUUAUGAACGUCUUUAUAUGGUUCCUGGGAGGUGUUCUUUCAAUGGCUGGUGCCUGGACAUUUGCAGAGUUGGGUACUAUGCUGCCUAGAAGUGGUGGUGAAGUAGGCUAUCUCGAAUACAUCUAUCGAAGACCAAAAUACCUCUUGGCGUUCCUGUUUACCAUGUGGAGCCUUAGCAACAGAGCAAGUGGCGUCUCAUCCCAAGGCACUGUUUUUGGAUCCUACAUGAAUUAUGCAUUCUUUGGCUCGGAUUACAAGUCGGAUUGGAUGGAACGUGGCUGGUCAGUGGCAUGUGCAACCAUACUCACCUUGGUGAAUAUCCUUUCGAGCAAGGCAUCGCUACGUGUAAUGACAUGUUUGACGGUUGUCAAGUUGACUAUUCUCGGUCUUGUUCUCUUUGUUGGUGUCUUAUCGGCGAUGGGAUUCUUGCCAGGGGAUGCGGAUAUGGGUUCUGCUUUAUCGUUUCAAGGGACAGCUACCAGCAUUGCACCAUAUGCAUCAGCAAUUUAUUAUGUACAAAGCAGUUACAGUGGAUGGCAGAAUCUCAAUUACAUUAUGGAUGAAGUUAAGGAUCCUAUCAAGAGUCUCCCCAAAGCACUUGCUGCAUCAUUGUUAUCCACCACUGUUUUGUAUGUCCUCACAAACAUUGCCUAUCUCGUGGUUCUCGGCCAAGGUGUCAUGGAGACGAAUAUGAUUGUGGCUGCUGCCUUCUUCACAAAGUCUCUUGGAGAAAACUUCGCAUCCACUGUACUUCCUAUUUUCAUUGGACUCAGCUCAUUUGGAUCAGGAGCAGCGAUGAACUUUUCAGCUGGAAGAUUGAUUAUGGAGGCAAGUCGAGCUGGCCUUUUUCCUUUUGGUCGUACUUUUGGACACGUUGAUCCACGCGUACAAAGUCCUGUCAAUGCCUACUUGCUUCAAUACGCUUUGACGAUCCUCUAUACUCUUAUCAUGCCUCGAGGAGCCGUAUACCAAUUCUACAUUGCAUUCACGGGAUAUCCACACUACGCAUUCUAUUUCAUGACUGUUAUUGGCGUAUUGGUUUUGAGGAAAAGGGAACCGCACAAUGCAAGACCUGUCACCGCCCCUUAUGCUUGCAUUGCUGCAUUUCUUUGUUUCACCGUGUACGCUUUGCUCUUUGUCUAUAUUCCGGUGGACUCUCCACAUUAUCCUUACUGGGCUCCAUACGUUACAGCCAUAUUCUACAUGGUCGCUUGCAGUGGUCUUUGGUACUACUUGAUUAUAGUGAAAGAUACGCCUGGUAAAUCCUAUAAUACCGAGAUCCGGAAACGAGGACAAGUUGCACUCGACGAAGAAGUUUUUGGUGAAGUAGAUACACUAGUAGAUGAGGAUCAUGAACGACGCAUACCCUAA